Molecule: messenger RNA, 2279 nt
Organism: Podarcis muralis (Common wall lizard)
Lineage: Eukaryota; Metazoa; Chordata; Lepidosauria; Squamata; Lacertidae
Source: RefSeq, a predicted model, not a curated record
AAUGUGGGGCGGGGAGCCCCCCUCCCAACCUUUCUGCUUCUCCCGGUAGUGGAGCUUCCACUCCGGAUUGCUGCUCUGCCCCAUAGCUGGGAGGGGGGCGCUUUCGGAAAGGGAGGGAGGAGGCAGGGGACCCCCCCCCGUGGAUGUUGCAGGAAAGGAGGAUCGGGAGCGAGGACAAAGAGUCAAAGGACCCCUUUUCUUGAUAGACAGUGCCUGGGGCUGGAAGCUCUACACACCGGGUGUGCCUGUGGAGGUCAAAGUCUGCCAGUAUUAGCACAGGGCUUGACUUCAGGUGCAGCAGAAUUGCCCAGCCCCCCAAGGAUUUGAGACCCAUCAGCUAUCCUCACCUGGUUUUGCCAGCCGGUUGAAGCCAUUCCAGGGAUUGUGGCCCCUGAUUCAUCCUGACAGCUUCUGGAAGGCACAGGAUUUCCUUUCCUCCCACUCUGAGGAACGUGAUGGAGAAGACAUUCAGAAUUCCAAGGAAUGGGGCACCUUUUGUUUCAUUAGGAAUAGAAAUUAAAAUGUGUGAAAUGUGGGAUAUGCUUCAUUGAAUGAGGACACAUAGCUCACAUCAAUGACUCUGAGAGGAGAAACCAUUUAAAGGUAUGGAGUGUGGGGAAAGUUACACUGAUAGUGGAAAACUUAGAACACAUCAGCGGAUUUACAUGGACAAGAAAGGAUUACAAUGCAGGGAGUGUGGAAGAACUUCAGUCAGAGAGGAUUCCCCAAUAUACAUCAGCGGACACACAGGGGAAAAACCAUAUAAAUGCAUAGAGUGCGGAAAGAGUUUUAGUGAUAGUAGAGACCUUAGAAAACAUCAACGGAUUCACACAGGGGAGAAACCAUAUCAAUGUAUAGAGUGCGGAAAGAGCUUUAGUCAGAGUGGAGGCCUUAGAAAUCAUCAACGGAUUCACACAGGGGAGAAACCAUUUCAAUGUAUGGAGUGUGGAAAAAGCUUCUGUCGGAGUGGACACUUAAGUUCACACCUACAGAUUCACACGGGUGAAAAACCUUUUAAAUGCAUGGAGUGUGGGAAGAGCUUCAGGCAGAAUGGAGAACUUAAAUUACACCAGCGAAGUCACACCGGUGAAAAACCAUAUAAAUGUAUGGAGUGCGGAAAGAGCUUCAGUCAGAGUGGAGACCUUAGAAAACAUCAGCGGAUUCACACAGGGGAGAAACCAUUUCAAUGUAUGGAGUGUGGAAAAAGCUUCUGUCGGAGUGGACACUUAACUUCACAUCAACGGACUCACACGGGUGAAAAACCAUUUCAAUGUAUGGAGUGUGGAAAGAGCUUCAGUGAGAGUGGACACUUCAAUAAACAUCACCAGACUCACACAGGGGAGAAACCAUAUAAAUGUAUGGAGUGUGGAAAGAGCUUCAGUCAGAGUGACCACCUCAAUAGACAUCACCAGACUCACACAGGGGAGAAACCAUAUAAAUGUAUGGAGUGUGGAAAGAGCUUCAGUCAGAGUGACCACCUCAAUAGACAUCAAUGGACUCACACGGGUGAAAAACCAUAUAAAUGUAUGGAGUGUGGAAAGAGCUUCAGUAAGAUUGGAAACCGCAAUAUGCAUCAACGGACUCAUACAGGGGAGAAACCUUUUAAAUGUAGGGAGUGCGGAAAGAGCUUUAGUGAUAGUGGAAACCUUAGAAAACAUCAACGGAUUCACACAGGGGAGAAACCAUUUCAAUGUAUGGAGUGUGGAAAAAGCUUCUGUCGGAGUGGACACUUAAGUUCACAUCAACGGACUCACACGGGUGAAAAACCAUUUCAAUGUAUGGAGUGUGGAAAGAGCUUCAGUCGGAGUGGACACCUCAAUAAACAUCACCAGACUCACACAGGGGAGAAACCAUUUCAAUGUAUGGAGUGUGGAAAGAGCUUCAGUCAGAGUGGACACCUCAAUAGACAUCACCAGACUCACACAGGGGAGAAACCAUAUAAAUGUAUGGAGUGUGGAAAGAGCUUCAGUCAGAGUGAUAAACUUAGAAUACAUCAACGGACUCACACGGGUGAAAAACCAUAUAAAUGUAUGGAGUGUGGAAAGAGCUUCAGUAAGAUUGGAAACCGCAAUAUGCAUCAACGGACUCAUACAGGGGAGAAACCUUUUAAAUGUAGGGAGUGCGGAAAGAGCUUUAGUGAUAGUGGAAACCUUAGAAAACAUCAACAGAUUCACACAGGGGAGAAACCAUAUAAAUGUAUGGAGUGUGGAAAAAGCUUCAGUUUCGAUGCAGGCCUUCGAUCACAUCAACGGACUCACACAGGCAGGGGAAAACCAUAU